Messenger RNA from Photinus pyralis (common eastern firefly), 1155 nucleotides. Its product is annotated as kelch domain-containing protein 10-like. Gene Ontology annotation, biological process: positive regulation of stress-activated MAPK cascade. The transcript has a single exon. The coding region runs from base 1 to 1155 and encodes 384 amino acids. The record is from RefSeq and is a predicted model, not a curated record. NCBI's taxonomy places the organism in Eukaryota, Metazoa, Arthropoda, Insecta, Coleoptera, Lampyridae. Gene Ontology annotation, molecular function: protein binding.
AUGAAUGAUACCGACAGUCAGUACACUUUUAAAUUAUUCAACUUUGAAUUAGUGGAGUCUUCCGAGGAUUGUCCGGUUCCGGAACCGAGAAAUGCCCACCGUAUCGUGUGUAACUCGAAAUCGCUGUAUCUCUACGGAGGGUAUAAUCCGAAAGCGGCAAAUGACGGCUACCAAGAACUGUGGGAGUUCAACUUUUGCACGAAGAGAUGGAGGAUGUUCGAUAUAACGGGCAACUUUCCCGAAGAGGUGAUCUCGUGCUCUGUUCUACGUCGCAAAGAUAAACUGGUGGUGUACGGUGGCACGGGUGUUCCGUUCGCGUUCAAGUGCAGCAAUAAGUUGUACACGAUUAAGCUAGACGAGGAGGUUCGAAUUUCGUCGCUUGUCGUUCACGGUAAGAAGCCGAAGCGGCAGUAUGGCCAGUCGGUGGUAAUGCACAAGAAUAUGCUGUACACGGUCGGUGGGACCGACUGCUUCUCUUAUAAUUGUGAUGUGCACAGGGUGAACUUAAAUAAACACUCGCGCGUGUGGAAGCAAUUGUAUUCUAAAACGGAGACUGCCCAGCAGUGCAACGGUGUCUACCACCCUAUCGGACGUUACAGGCACGAACUUGCAUUUGACGGUAAAAACAUAUACAUGAUCGGCGGAGGGACCGCUAUAUCGUCCUUCGAUUUGGUCGACAUCCCCAUUUUCAACACACGAACGCGCAAAUGGAAACAGAUCAAGGCUAAACCCGAUCCGACCAACAAUUAUCCGGCCAAUCGCCGGUGUCACGCUCUCGCCCAGAUGAAGACCGCCGAUGAUGUGCACGUCUUCGUGCUGGGAGGAUACGAGAACAACGAGGAGGCCUUCAACGAUCUGUGGCGAUUGGAACUGUCGACGUUGCAGUGGACGCUGUUGGCUCGUAACGUUUUACCGAAAUCUCCGUACUUCCAUUCGGUCGCGCUCACACGCGAGGGUAAAUUGUACGUGUUCGGCGGAAUGGAAGGUGGGACCACGUUGCGGCGGAAUAACAAGCUAUUUUCUGCGUGGGUUAGGAUUCCGACGUUAGCGGAAAUUGCCUGGGAGGCUUUUUUGCAUUACUUUCCAGAUAUUGCCCGAACGAAUAAAAUUAAUAGGCUACAAUUACCUAAUCGUUUUCUAAGCAGAAUUGAUUAA